This is a messenger RNA of Struthio camelus australis, 4188 nucleotides long. NCBI's taxonomy places the organism in Eukaryota, Metazoa, Chordata, Aves, Struthioniformes, Struthionidae. The record is from RefSeq and is a predicted model, not a curated record.
AUGCCCGUGGUGCCCUCGGCCUCUGAAGUGAGCGUGUGGCAUGAAAAACAGCUGAAAGAUGAAGACUAUGUAUUCAGUGGGGAAACUGUGCAGCAUCUUGAAGAUACUAUUGCUGCUAUUAAGAAAUUGGAAGAAAUUAGAAGACGUACCCUCGAACGCCUAGAAGAAUUGACCAUAGAAAACAGCAGUCUUCGGGUCAGAGUGCAGAAUUUUCCGGGAGUGAUUAUGGCAGAGAUGACAGCUCUUGUUACUGCUGCACGUGAAUCUAGUGCUGCUCAGAUAGACCAGUUGCAGUCUGCCCUGAAAAACCUUGCUCGUGAAAUUGAGCUCCUGGAUGAGAAGCAAGCCCUUUGUGAAAAACAGAAUGCUGCACUGUGUGAGAAGCAAGAACGCUUGCGGGUGCCGUAUGAAGGAAGUGUAGACUUGCUGAAUGAAAAGAUGGAAAGGAAAGUUAACACAAAUGUACUUUUAAAUGAUACUUGUGCUAAGACAAGAGAUACAGAAAGAGAAGUAAUCAGGGCAAAGGCAGCAUUAAAAGAAUUGAAAGAAAAAAUAGCAGAAAAAAUGCAUAAAUUUGGGAAAGAAAAAGAAGACUGUGAUAGAAAGGAGAGAGAAAUGAAAAAAAUCCUUGAUACUCAGAAGGCAAAAACUUCAGAGAAAAAGGAUGAAUUUGAAACCUUGAAUAUAAAAUUACUGGACAUAGAGCAUUUAAUAACUCUGAACUCAACAGCCAUAUUUAACGAAGAGGCUCUCGUAGCAAAACAGAAAGAAGCAAGUAAGCAGUUGGAAGAAACCCUGGAAUUAAAAAAAACGAACAUGCUGGCACUCUUAAAAAAGAAAGAUCAGCUUGAUUCUGAGUUACUGGUUUUAAAAUCAAAAAUUGCCCAGGAAAAAGAGGAUUUGAAUAAGGAACUUGAAAAGAUUACAGAAGAUCUAUGUAACGUUGAACGCCUAAAUAAAAAACUUAAAUUAGAAAAUAAAAGUAUACGCCAAAAGUACCAGCAGUUAGCGGAAGAAGAACAACACUGGGCUGUAAAAAGGGAUAAGACUGUGGCAAAAUUGGGGAAAUUAUCUAUUUUGCUAGAUGAAAAUCUUGAACUUUUGGCAAAUCGUAUGAUGGAAGAGAAAAACCUGGAGGAGGAAAUUGAAAAUCUUGAAGAUAACCUACUGUAUAUGGAGGAGAGCUAUGAAAAAGAGCUGAAAUCUCUAGAGGAAGAUUUAAAGUCAGAAAGUCAGAUGAGAGCAAUGCUUCAGUGGAAGAUACUGCACUUAACAAAACAGAGACACCUCUUCCUCUCAGUGGAAGAGAAUAUAAACAAAGAAAUGAAUGAAAGAAUAGAGGCUGGUAAAAAGCGACGUGCUGAACUACUUCUGGAGAUUGAAGACUUAGAGAAAGAACUUUUGCAGUCUGAAAAUCAAGUCAAAGACCUGAGUGAAGAAGUAAAUAAGAGGGAAACUGACUACAGGAAUUAUAAGGAGGAUUUUACUAACAAAAUAAAAUGUCUGGAGAAUGACUUCAAAACUGCAACUGAGAAUCUGCAUCAAAAAGAGCAAGAAUUAAACAUAAGCAAACUAACCUUGGAAGAAACCCAGAGAGAAUUAGAAGAGAAGCAUACAAAAUACGAAGAACUCAGGAAAACAUUUUUAAAAAAGAAAAAUGAAGAGAUAAAAGCCAGAAGAGCCAUUGAGCAGUCAAUCAAGACUACUGGGAAGCUCAAGGAGGACACGCUGGAGCUGAGGAAUGAAUUGCGGAUCAAGCGUGACACUGCAUUUGGCCAGCUGAAAAAUCAUACAGAGAGUAUGAAGUGGCUGGAAAGAGACAUCUAUGAGAUCAACAGAAAACUCGACAUCGUGAACACUGAGAACUGCAGAUUAAAAUUAUGCAAUGCACAGAUAAAAGAAGAUAUUUUUGCAAUGAAUUCUGAAGCAGAAAACCACAAGUCAGCAACAACCAAAAUCCUGAAUGACCUAGCAGUGCUUCAUGAUCUUCUUCUGAAGGGAUGGUCAGAGGACAGCUCUAUGCAAAAGGAAUUUUUGGAGAAUGAGCGGGAAAUACUAAAAGCAGUGACAGCUCUAAUAACAAAAAUCCAACAACGAGAGAAGAAGAUCGGUGAUAUUAAUAGCAGGCUACAAAACAAAUUGGAAGGACUUGAUUCUCUAGUUGAAAAAAACCCCAGAGUGGAUCACCGUUCUGCUGAAGACUAAAAUAUUGGCGCCCAGAAGGAAAGGCAAACAUUUGGUUAUGCCAAGCAUGGUCCAUACAGUGCACUGGGUUCCUGUAAGCUCUGUUUAUAUUAGACUCUCUGCUUCUUGGACCUUUAAAAUUAAUAUGAUUCUACACCUCUCUACACCUAUCAGUAGCUGUACUCGUCUCUACAGCUAACUUUUACCUGAGAUUUGUUGUUACUUUUCUUUUUAAAAACAAUAUAUAGCCUAACUUUUAAACACAGUACACAUUGUCCAUGCCCAGAAUGCACUUACCCACUGCACAUGUACUGAUGUGGCAACCGUGUGCAGAUACAGGCACAAAACUGCUAAGGACAUUUUAAAGAAAAAUAUGCCUAUGAAACUGUCAGUUACUGGAAAUGGGUAUUUUAAUAUGUGAGUAUUAAAGACCCUAUUAUGAGUGAGUAUUAUAAGACUGUCUUUUUAGAACUGUCCUCUAGAUUUGUGUGUCUGCAAAUUACAUUUUUUUAUGUAGCAGUAUAGGCAGAAUUUGUUUGAUUUCCUUAAGGAGCUCAAUUACUUCCUUAAUCUCUAAAUAAAACCUUGUUCCUGCAUGCAGGAUUUGUUUUGUUUGUGCACUAUUUUUUAGACACACUGAACCUGUCUGUUAGCUGGCAUUCCAAAGAACCAAGGAAAGAGAGAUCACAUUUAACAAAAUUAAACCAUCUACUGGGAAAGCGCUUAGCUGUUGAACAGAGGACAGCGACAUCUCGAGGUAGACCAGCUGAGAGAACACUCAGACUAACCCCCCUGAGCUGCCUGCAGGUGCUAUCCCUUUGCACUGUUCCUUUACUUUUAAGUGGUUUGUCCAUAGUAAUGUAGAGAGAUAAUACAAUAUGAAAGGCGUUACUUACACAUUUAAAUAUGGAAAGAUAAGCUGGUAUUUGUACUGCUAUACCCAAUGAUCCAUAAAGUAAAAUAAGUUUAAGAGGAGGAAAUAAACCUUUUUUGUUACUAUUCCCUCCAUCUCUGACUGUUUGACAAAGCCAUUGGAAACACUGCUAUUAGUUACUGGAGCAAAAUAAGCUAAAUAUUGUGUUGGUUACCCUGAAGUAUCUGGAUUCAGUUGCUAUUCAAUACAUGAGAAGAACAAAUAGCCAUCUGUUUCAUGCUCCCGGUCUUUUUUAGGUUAGCGAUUCAUAUCAAGGUGUUCAUGGAAGUAUAUAGAUCUUCAGGAAUAUAGAGAAACAUUAGGAGGGUAUUAGAGUGAUGACGUCUCCUCAAGGAGACAAAGUCUCUCCUUUUUAUUUAUUUUUUUUAAAUCUGCCCUAUUUUUUCUUUGCCUAUAUUGGGGUUUAAAUUACCCUCAAGGCUGCUCACAUCGUCUAGACCUCCUACUACUACAUUGUCAUUCAGGGUGUUUAUAGCAUUCCAAUAGCGAUAUUGUGUAAAGAUCUGGGAUAGCAUUUAUGCCUAAGAUGCAGUUAUUCUUCUCCUUUCUCAGCUGCUAAAUCUCAUCCCUGUAUGACCACAGCUGCUGUUGCACUGUGGCUACUGCUCUGGCCACUCAGACUGAUCCGGUUGAAAAAAAAAAAAACAGAGCAGAAGUUGUGAACUCUUGGCACCGCUAACAAACUGACCAAACAGGCAUGACGCUUUCCUACAGCAGUAGCUAAGGUGACUGUGCUGAAAGAGGUAGACAUAUCCAUACAUAACUACCAGAUGCGACACAGGCUCACCUGCAGCAAGUGGUUUGCUGACAGACGUUUUAGGCUAUUGGGAAGAGAAAAACUGUAGUUUUCUUACACUGUAGGAGUGUAAGAAAAUGACUUUAGUGGGAAAGGAUGCUAUUACUCAGUCAGGAGGAAGUCUCCAUACCUGAACCAAGUACACAGAAUAUAAAAUAUACUUUAGACAACUUCACAAUGCAUUUCCUCUCCUUGCCAGCAAAGCGGGGUGAAGAAUAGGCGAGGAGAAGCUCGAGGGGUUUUUUUUUUUUGUUUGUUUGAUCAUCUGGCAAAG